UAGAUUGACGGAAAUGUGAAACUUGGAAUGUUAUCAGUGUAUUUUAAUUGGAAAUGUAAUGUUUUAUUGCACCGUUUGGUUUUUUGGUACAUACUACAUUACUACCUAUAUACAUAUCAUAGCGAAACGUAAAUUAUUAUUAUAAGUACAAUUUCUAUUAUAUAGUAUUAUAGUGUAAUAGUGUAUGCCAUCCGUUUUUGAAUAGUUUUAAUAAUAACAGUAUUUGGUAGGUAUUUUAAAAUCUAGUCUUAAUGAUGAUUUGACGAAAAACUACUCGAUGAUUCUUUUUUGAACGUUUGAACUUGAAAUUUUCAACCCAUCAAGGAUUGUUGGUCACAAUUAAAUCCAUAAUGGCGAAAUCAAUUAGUAAUUUGAUUGCGGAUAUUGAAUACAUUCAUCAAUUGGUAUAUGAUUUAAGACUAAAUGAAUUACAACAAAUUUUAGAUGCGCUUAAACAGAAUAAAUCUGGCAGCAAACAAUCUUUACGCAAGCGUGUCUUAAACUUGUUAACUGCUUCUACAUCAAAAUCAAAAGCUUUGAAACAAAAAAUUGUACAAGUUUAUAACUCUAGACCACAACAAACCCAACAACCACCACAGGCACCGGUUGUACAACAACCAAAUUUUUUACAACGGCUUAUGCGACAAGCUCGACAUCCUAUUCAUAGCCAGUCUUAUUCAGCACCAACACCAAAUCCUAUCCAACCUUAUGUUGAACCCCCAAUUCCAGCUAUACAAUUUGAACCCUUACCAUUCUUUAAAACAGUACAAACAUUAUUAACGCCUAUGUAUUGUCAGACCAAUAUUGAUUCUGCAAACUUUACUGGGCUAUUUUAUUUAACAGAUGAUGUUAGACAUUCUAUCGUUAAAUCAUGGAAUAUUACCAGACAAGAAUAUAAAAUUCAAAUCAUUUUAAGAUUACUACAAGUUGGACUUGAUGAAAAUGUUACUGAACGUUUACCUUACAAUAUUACAGUUUCUGUAAAUGAUCGUCAAUGUAAGUUACCUACAUUAAACAUCCCAACAAAAGCUGGCAUCACCCCAUGGCGAUGCAAUGUUCCUAUAGAUAUUACUCAACAAACAGAUUUAAGAAAUUGUUUACAGAACACAUUAAAAAUUACAUGGUCAGAAGAACCACACGAAUAUAUAGCUGGUGUUUUUGUGGCCCAAAAAUUAACUUGGAAUGAUCUGCUAAUAGAACUCAAAAAGAGACCCGUACGCCCUUCAGAUAAAACUAAAGAACUCAUUAAAAAAUCCAUGGAAAAUGACGUCGAUAUGGGUGUUGAUUCCAUGUUUGCUACUGUUAAGGAUCCAUUAACUAAAUUAAGAAUGAAUCUUCCUGCUCGAGGUGUAGACUGUAUACAUUUACAAUGUUUUGAUGCAAUACAAUUCUUGCAGAUGAAUGAACAAAAGCAAACAUGGUUAUGCCCAUUAUGUAAAAAAAAAAUUAAAUUUGAAAACAUUGAAGUUGAUGAGUUUUUUUUAAACAUGCUUCAAAGUCCAGAUUUGAGUGAAGAAUGUGAAAAUGUUGUUUUGUUAAAAGAUGGCACAUGGUCUGAAAGAAAAAAUAAAGAAUUUUCCAACAAUUCUGGAACCAACGGUUGUCGAUCUACAARCAAUAUUGAAGUAUUUACAUUAUCAGAUUCCGAUGAUGAUAAUGAUGCAGAUAAUGAUCUAGACAGUGAUGAAAAUGAAGAGAUUAUUCCAAAACCAAAACGUUAUAAAUAUAAUCCACCAAAAUUGGAAGAAUCUGUAAUAAAAUCUGAACAUAUUGAUGAAACCGAAGAUCUUACAGAUCCUUCUGAAAGUGAUCUUGUAUUAGACUUAAGUCUUAAAAAUAAUUCAAAAUCAUCAUUUUCUGGUAGUUCAAAGUAUGAUCCAAUUAUUACGUUAAAUGACGAUUCUAAUCCAUCAACUUCAUCUAAUUCAAAGUAUGAUCCAAUUAUUACAUUAAAUGACGAUUCUGAUCAAUCAUCUUCAGCUAAUUCAAAGUAUGAACCAGUUAUUAUAUUAAAUGACGAACCUGAUCCACCAUCAUUAUUGGAAUCCUCUUAUAUGUUAAAUAAUCAUUACCUUCCAAAUAUUUCAAUCUCAGGGUCCAACAACUAUGCAGCUAGUGGCUCUAGAAGUAGUAGAGAUAAAAGACGUCAAGAAAAAGAGAAAUCAAGAUCAGUUUUAUGCGUUAUAACAUUAGACUAAACUAAUGUAUUUCAAUUCUUAUUUCUAAAUUUGUAUACAAUUUUUUAUAUUAACAGCUCGUUUUAAAAAAACAGUACAACUGGUAAAUAAUAAUUUAU
Messenger RNA from Diuraphis noxia (Russian wheat aphid), 2296 nucleotides. RefSeq names its product E3 SUMO-protein ligase PIAS4-A-like. Lineage: Eukaryota; Metazoa; Arthropoda; Insecta; Hemiptera; Aphididae. Gene Ontology annotation, cellular component: chromatin. Gene Ontology annotation, molecular function: SUMO ligase activity; transcription coregulator activity; zinc ion binding. Gene Ontology annotation, biological process: protein sumoylation; regulation of transcription by RNA polymerase II. The record is from RefSeq and is a predicted model, not a curated record.